AUGCCCGCAGCCAUAAAGAUAACCUUGCCCAAGUUGGCAGCCAAUACAAAACCUUACGCCAAUGCUUUAAAGCUUUCUAUUGCUGCCCAGGUAACUGGAGCUAAACUUAUUCAAUCAACUGGCGAAGCUGUCUCUUUUGUUGUUUCUGACAGUCUUGCCUUGAGUGACGCGAAUGCUGCUCUCAAUCCUUUGAUUAUCAAGAGAAGAAUUGAACAAGCUUUCGAGAAUGCUGAAUAUAUUAUUAGCAAUUACUCAAGUGCUUUUGCCAAGGAGGCUGACAAGGUUACUUUAGUCGAUGCUAUUUAUUAUGGUACACUUGUUGAAACUCUUACUGCUGCUAAAGAUCUCAGCAAUUUCCCUGUCUUAUCUGCUUGGUUUGAAAUAGUAUCCAAGAACAACAAAGUGACAGCUGGUGUCGACUUUAUCAAGGAAUUGACAAACAAAGGCACCAAGCCAAAGAACAAGAAUGCUCACGCCGAAAAAAAAGUCACUAAGGAAAUCCCUAAGCCUGUGAUCAACACUGCUACACAAAAAGUCAAGCCCAACAUUGCUGCCAAAGUCGUUGAUCCUGCUAUUAAAGUUCUUCCCAAGGAAAAUGAACGUAACAUUUUGAUCACAUCCGCUCUUCCUUAUGUCAACAACGUACCUCACUUGGGUAACAUCAUUGGUUCUACACUCAGUGCCGAUGUUUAUGCUAGAUACUGUCGUGCUCGUGGCUAUAACACUGUUUAUUUCUGUGGUACUGAUGAAUAUGGUACUGCCACUGAAACAAAGGCUUUGGAAGAAGGCGUUAGCUGUCAAGCUCUUUGUGACAAAUACAAUGCUAUUCACAACGAUGUCUACAAAUGGUUUGAUCUUUCUUUUGAUCUUUUCGGUCGUACUACCACUCAAAAGCAGACUGAAAUUGCUCAAGAAAUUUUCUUCAAGAAUUAUGAAAAUGGCAACAUUGUCAAGGAAAGCAUGACUCAAUUGUAUUGUGAAAAGUGUAGCAGAUUCUUGGCUGAUCGUUAUGUUGAAGGUAUUUGUCCCAACUGUAAGUAUGAUGAUGCUCGUGGUGAUCAAUGUGAUGCUUGUGGUAAGCUCUUGAACGCCACCGAUCUUAUUGAGCCUCGCUGUAAGCUUGAUAACAACAAGCCUAUCACUAAGGAAUCCAACCAUCUUUUCCUUGAUUUGGCCAAACUUCAAUCUGAAAUUGAAAAGGCAUUUAAGCAAUCUGCUGAAGAAGGUAAAUGGUCAGCUAACGGUAUCAACAUCACGCAAUCUUGGUUGAAGGAGGGUUUGAAGCCUCGUUGUAUUACUCGUGAUCUCAAAUGGGGUACUCCUGUUCCUCUUGAAGGUUACGAAGACAAGGUCUUUUAUGUUUGGUUUGAUGCUCCUAUUGGUUAUCCCAGUAUCACUGCCAAUUACACUGAUGAAUGGGCUAAGUGGUGGAAGAACCCUGACAACGUUAAGUUGUAUCAAUUCAUGGGUAAAGAUAAUGUUCCUUUCCACUCUGUUAUUUUCCCUGGUAGUGAAAUCGGUACUGGUGAGAAGUGGACUGUUGUCAACCAUAUCAGUACUUGUGAAUACCUCAACUAUGAAGGUGGCAAAUUCUCCAAGUCUCGUAAUGUAGGUGUGUUUGGUAACAAUGCUCAGGACACUGGUAUUCCUCCUUCUGUCUGGCGUUAUUACCUUUUGUCUGUCCGUCCUGAAACCAGUGAUUCUAUGUUUACAUGGAAUGAAUUUAUUACCAAGAACAACAGUGAAUUACUAAACAACCUUGGUAACUUUGUUAACCGUGGUAUUCGCUUCAUCUUUUCUAAAUACGAUGGUGUGAUCCCUAAGGCUGACUUCUCUGGUGCUUUAGAAACAGACCUCAUCAAGGAUAUCAAUGUACUCUUGAAGCAAUACGUAGAGACAUUGGAGGCUGUCAAGCUUAGAGCUGGUCUUAGUAUUGCUAUGACAAUCUCUGCUCGUGGUAACCAAUAUCUUCAAGAAGCUAACCUGAGCAAUGCUUUGUUUGAUGAAUCUCGUCCCAAGUGUGAUGCUGUUGUUGCCACUGCGGCCAACUUGAUCUAUCUCAUUUCCGCUAUCAUUGGCCCCUAUAUGCCUGCUAGCGCUGAAAGUAUCUGUCGCCAACUGAAUGCUCCUCUUAGAACUAUUCCUGAUGAAUUCACCAUGGACAUUUUGGAAGGUCACAAAUUGGGUGGUGCUGAAUAUCUGUUUACUAGAAUUGAUGAAAAAAUGGAACAAACUUGGAAGGCCACAUAUGGUACUGGUUCAAACUAG
Molecule: messenger RNA, 2268 nt
Organism: Gilbertella persicaria
Lineage: Eukaryota; Fungi; Mucoromycota; Mucoromycetes; Mucorales; Choanephoraceae
Product: tRNA synthetases class I (M)-domain-containing protein
Exons: 6
Coding region: 1-2268 (755 amino acids)
Biological process (GO): methionyl-tRNA aminoacylation
Cellular component (GO): cytosol; aminoacyl-tRNA synthetase multienzyme complex
Molecular function (GO): methionine-tRNA ligase activity; ATP binding
Source: RefSeq, a predicted model, not a curated record